Messenger RNA from Rhizophagus irregularis DAOM 181602=DAOM 197198, 2013 nucleotides. RefSeq lists its product as uncharacterized. The record is from RefSeq and is a predicted model, not a curated record. NCBI's taxonomy places the organism in Eukaryota, Fungi, Glomeromycota, Glomeromycetes, Glomerales, Glomeraceae. Gene Ontology annotation, molecular function: GTP binding.
UGGCGUUCAUUUUCGUUUGUUUCAUUGUUUCAUUUGGUUCGCUUAUUUUGGUUUUUUGGCGUUCAUUUUCGUUUGUUUCUUUUCAUCCAUUGUCGCAUAAUGUACGCAUAAUGUAUAUAAUUAGCCGUGGUUCGAAUAAAAUUUUCUCAAUUAUUCAAUUAUCUUGAAUAAAAAUAUGACAACGACAAGUACUGAAACUCCAGAUGUCAAAGUAAUUUCAAAUGAUAGAAUCAUCGAAGAACUUAAUAAAUUUGAUAAUGAAUCUUAUAAAAAUGUAAGUCGUGUUUUGAAAAAAGUUAUUCAUGUCACUAAGCCAUCUAGUGAAAAGGAUGCGGCAAGUUCCGAGUCAUCUAGUGAAACGAUAGUGAUAAGUGACGAAGGAAACAUGAUGAAAAGUCACAUUGUUUGGUCAAUAACUUAUGAGUCCACUUCAGAAGGAACAAUAAAGAUUGUGAAAUAUCCUCCCCCUAAAGAUGAAAAAUAUAAUUUUAAAGAAGCCUUAGCAAAAGCUGUUGAUAUUGAAUUGGAUUCGGAAUUGAAACUUAGGAUGGCUAAUGAAGCCUCGGGAAAAAUUAGAGAGGUUGAUUUGCGUAAAAAAAAGACAGCUGAUGCUUCGGAGAAUGUUAAAGACAAAGUGACCGAGAAUGUUAAAGACAAAGUGACCGAGAAUGUUGAAGACAAAGUGGCCGAGAAUGUUGAAGAUAAUGUCAAAAAUAUAUUAUUAGUUGGUCGCACAGGUGAUGGAAAAUCCACAUUAGCUAACGUUUUAGUUAAUGCUGUUGACGAGAAUGGAAAGACCAAGCACUACUUUAAAGAAAGUGACGCUGGAAUUAGUGAGACCAAGGAAGCUACGAUUGUACUAUUUGACCACGAAGGAAAGGAAUACGGAGUAAUUGACACCAUAGGUAUUGCUGACACAGGCGUAGCAUUUGAUAAUGUAUUAGUGAUGAUAAUACAAGCUAUUCAUCAAGUUGAUUAUAAACUUGAUCAUAUUCUUUUUGUCACCGGAGGUAGAAUGACGAAUGAAGUGAUAGAUUCGUUUAAUCUGCUGAAGUCAGUAAUUUUUUGUGAUAAAGAUGAUGAAAAAGGGGAAUUUCUUCUCGAAAACUAUACCACUCUUGUAAGAACCAGAUUUUGUGGAUUUAAUGAUCAAGGUGAAUGCAGGGAGGAUACUCAUUCGAUGAUUACAGAAAGUACAGCAAUAAGUAUUAUGAUUAAUUCAUGUAAAGGAGGAACUCCUAUUUACGUAGAUAAUCCACCAAUAUAUGCUGAGUUAGACCAAAGGCUUGCUGAAGCAACUGAAAAGGGUGAUAAUGAGAAAGUGAAAGAAUUAAAAAAAAAAUUAGAUGAAAUAAAAGUUGAAAAAACCACAAAUAAAGAUAAACGAGAUAAAUCAAGAAAAAUUUUAUUAGACGGCCUUGAAAAAUCAGAAAAGAACCGAAAGAACCAAAAGAACCUCCCAAAGAAACCUUUUGAAGCAAAUGAAAUGCGAAAAUUUGGUACAGAAAUUAUCCCUUUGAUGAAUCAGAUAAAAAUAUUGGAAGAAAAGGAAAAAAAUAUUGAUGAUAAAGAUGAUAAAACGGAAGUAGAGUUAAAGAAAGCUUACACGAAAAAGAAAGAAGAUUUAGAGAAUGAUCUUCGUAAUAAGAUAGAAAAAUAUGCUGAUGAAAGGGUUGAAAAAGAAAAAGGUAAAGUUACGGUAGUUAAAAAUGACGGUAAUGAUAAAAAAAUGAAUGGUCAGGCUGCUUUAACUGCUGGAGCCGCUGGAACUGCAUUAAUAUCUAUUGGUGCAGUAUUUAUGAAUGCCUUCGUUCCUGGAUUAGGCAGUGGCCUGUCUGAAAUACUUAUCGGAUUAAUGAAACCCAAAUAAUCAAGAAAUCUAUUUUGUGAGAACCGUUUCAAGAUUGUUAACAAAAUGGAAACUAUCUCUGGAAGAUUUUCAUAUAUUAAUGAACUUAUAUUUAUUAUCAUUCUUUACCUUUAUUUUUAUAUUUCUUUUUGUUUUGGCUUAUA